GUGUGGCAACAUAACAUUAUACUUUUGUGACUGGUGAUGUGACUGAUGUGUGGCCUGUGAACGGAGAUUAUUUUUUCCGUAUCGGCAUUCUAUCAUACUAAUUUUAGAUUGUUCUGUAAGACAAUACAUACAUUAUGAUUACUUUACUUCCCUGACCUCAAGCGUUGAUAAAAGUUUGUAUACUUAGUGAGUUAUUUUGGUAUUCGGUGACAUUUUAGUGAAGUGCCUAAUUUGAUCAUGGAGGCUAUAGCAAAACACGAUUUCAAUGCAACUGCAGAUGAUGAGCUCAGCUUUAGGAAGAAUCAAGUCCUCAAGAUACUAAACAUGGAGGACGAUAUGAACUGGUACAGGGCUGAAUUAGACGGCAAAGAAGGACUUAUUCCUAGUAAUUAUAUUCAAAUGAAAAGUCACAGCUGGUAUUAUGGAAGAAUCACAAGAGCAGAUGCAGAGAAACUUCUAGCAAAUAAACCAGAGGGUGGUUUUUUGAUAAGAAUCAGUGAAUCAAGCCCCGGUGACUUCUCCUUAUCUGUAAAAUGUCCGGAUGGAGUGCAACAUUUCAAAGUGCUUCGGGACGCGUCCAGCAAAUUUUUCUUGUGGGUGGUGAAGUUCAACUCUCUCAACGAACUGGUAGAUUACCACCGCACUGCGUCAGUGAGCCGUCUGCAAGAUGUCAAGCUCCGGGAUGUCGUUCCUGAAGAGAUGCUGGUGCAAGCUCUGUACGACUUCACUCCGCAGGAGGCCGGCGAGUUGGAGUUCAGGCGCGGUGACGUCAUCACGGUCACUGACCGCUCGGAUCAGCAUUGGUGGCAGGGCGAGAUAGCACACCGGCGCGGCCUGUUCCCCGCGUCGUACGUGACGGCGUACCACUCGUCAUAGGAGUCUCGCGCCGCUCGCCCUUGCCUCUCUCCGCCGCUGCCCGCGCCGCCGCCCGACAAUGAUCACACUACCCUACUACAUCAUAUCAAUAACUCAACUAAGUAAAGCUAAUACAUGAAAACGUUAUAGUUUUCUCAGUUUUACUAAACAUCAUCAUUUUUAGCGAUUUUAAAUUUAUCCCUAGGAGUUAUUGACAGGGCACCAAGUGUCAUCAAUGUCUCGCUCGCAUGAAGUUUGAUUUUUAUAUAAUGUUUUGACGAGUAUAUGGUGCUUCGUGUUCACAGCUGAUUACGAUGAUUUUAUUAUAAUUAAUGUAAUAAUUUAUAACAUUUCGACGGUCGUAAUCUUUUAUGUCCAUUUUACUCGUGUGUUGAAACUGCCUUGAUUUUUGCAAUACUGUAAUAUGUAAUUUGGUAGUACAAAAGUUUUGUGUCGUGUUUCAUUGUAUUCAUAUUGUUCUGUGACGAAUUUAUUGUCCUCUCAUUUUAAGUUGGACGAUCGCUGCAUGAGAGUGAAUAAUUUUAUCCUCGAAAACGUGCCAGAAUGUUAUUUGUAGUUUUUGAAAUAUACGUUUAGUAAUAAAAGGUGAAAGGGAUCAAAUCAGUGCAUACUGACUGCUCCCUACAAGUAUAUAGAUUUUUUUUAUUUGAUGUGAUUUUUAAAGUAUGACCAUUAUUUAUCCCUGUAUUAGUCUUUAAUGCUCAUUAUUAAAAUAUUUACCAUUUAUACUUUAGUUAAGUGAUAAUUUUAAGUUCGGUUUACAAUUUCGAUCUUAUUUUUUUUAUUAUUGGUAUACAACAGUGUAUAAUCUGGUACAGUAAUCAUGUCGUAGAAUAUAAAUUUGUAGCGUCCUCCAAAAGCUUUGCUCUCGUUAGGUUUAGACCCAAUCCACAGUUUGUGUUGCGCACAAGUUACAAUGCCGCGAACAUUUCAUUACUUGGGAAUCAUCAUCAUUUCAAAUAUCGACGAUGUUUUAUGAACGGAUGUAUAAUAAGCGAUGUAUUUUAUAUAAUAAUAUAUUGUGUAUGUUGUAACACCGCGCUUUUUGAUAGCUUUUGACGUGUUAGUUUGACUCAGAUUCGUUACCUGUACGUAUUUUACCAUUUACCGAACGUAAUGAAGCAAAUAAAUGUCUAAAAUAAAAAAUGUUUAACGUAAAUAAUUGAAUGUUGAUAGUGAAUUUGGCGAGGUAGUUGCUAGUGACUACAGAACUAAUCCGGAGUAACACGACAUCGUGACACGCGCCGUGUCAUUGUACUUAGUUAGCGUUUAACAUUUAGUCAAGACUUGAAAUUAAUAAAAACUUUGUGUGAUCGUUGAUCCAAUGUAGAUAUUUAUUUUUGUUAUUGUAUUGUAACCGAAAUUACUAUAUUUAUGGAAAUACAGAGUUUUUCGUAAUCGACGAACUCGCUAUCCGUAGGCAGAUCAGAUCAUUAGACGUAAGCGAACAUCUCAUGUAAGGAGUAUUUCACAGUGCAUGUUUAACUAUAACGUUUAAAGAUUUCCCUUUCAUCGAAGCAUUUAAACUGUGUGUAAUUAUAGUGUAAGUGUGGUACGGCUCCGUAUGCAACGUGCUCGCUAUGAAUGGUCAACUGUUGAAGUUUGUAUUGCGUUACAACACCCGGGAAUGCCCCUAAAUUGUGCUUAUAGCUAUAGUGACAAGUAAGUGCAUAAAGGCAAGUUUCAAUAAAUCGGAAGUGCUAUAAUCUAUAAUAAUCAAAUAUUUAAAUAAUUUAAGUUAUGAUUCUCCAAUAUUGUGGAAGAUGUAUAAUAUUUUUUACUAAUAAAUUUAAUAUUAUAUA
This is a messenger RNA of Helicoverpa zea (corn earworm), 2678 nucleotides long. It is a transcript of the gene drk, whose product is annotated as growth factor receptor-bound protein 2. NCBI's taxonomy places the organism in Eukaryota, Metazoa, Arthropoda, Insecta, Lepidoptera, Noctuidae. Gene Ontology annotation, molecular function: protein binding. Bases 238 to 876 code for a protein of 212 amino acids. The transcript has 6 exons. The record is from RefSeq and is a predicted model, not a curated record.